GUUAGUAUAGGUUCUCUAGCUCCUUCAUCUGUUAAGUCUCUGAAUAAGGGUUCGCCAUCAUCCUUACGCUUGAUGAAAGCCACGUUUUGAUUUGUCAGACAGAAAAACCAGUUCCACACAUCUCCGGUCCAACUUUUAUUCUUCAUAUACAUACUACACGCCAUGUUCUUCACACUGCUUCAUAGUAGUUCAUCGGCCAACGAGGAGCAGAGGCCUCAUGAUGGAUAUGGUGUAUAUUCCCAUCUUCAUCCUCGUAUUCUUUAGUUCUCUCUGCCAAUCCAACGACCAGCUAACACAAGCAAAGCCACUCUUCCUCAAAGACAAGCUCGUUUCAGAGGGCGGGGACUUUGCUCUUGGUUUCUUCUCCCCAACCAAUUCGAGUCGCAAGUUAUACAUCGGAAUUUGGUACAAUAGUAUCCCAGAGCGCACCGUGGUGUGGGUCGCCAACCGUGACAACCCAAUCAACUCCCCUUCAUCAGCGAAGCUCGCCAUCACCAACAAUUCAGAGUUAAUGUUAUCAGAUUCCCAAGGCCGAAGUAUUUGGAAGACGAACAACACAAGGGGAGGUGCUGGAGCUUUUGCGGUAAUACUCAACUCCGGAAACUUUGUCCUUCGGUUACCAAACGGCAGGGACAUAUGGCAAAGCUUUGAUCACCCGACCGACACAACGCUUCCAACCAUGAGGCUUAUCCUGAGCUACAAAGCACAGUCGGCGGCAACACGCUUCUUUGCUUGGAAGGGCCCUGAUGAUCCAUCAACCGGUGAUAUCUCUUGCAGCAUGGAUCCCCCCUUUAACCUUCAGAUGUUCAUUUGGAACAGGACUUUGCCGUACAUCCGUUUCUCCAUUGUUAAUGGUGUUUCAGUAACCGGUGGCACAUACCAGAGCAACGGUAGCUCCAUCGUCAUGUACCAAGAGAUGAUCAACACAAGGGACGAGCUAUACUAUAAGUACACAGUCUCACCUGGCUCACCCUACACGCGUCUUUCAUUAGACUACACAGGCAAGUUCAGGUUGCUUAGUUGGAGCAGCGCCGCAUCGUCAUGGGCAGUCAUCUUUGAGCGUCCGACGGCUGAUUGUGAUCUCUAUGCCUCUUGUGGCCCGUUCGGCUAUUGCGACCUCACGGAGGCAAUCCCGACAUGCCACUGCCCUGACGGUUUCGAGGUUGUCGACCAGCUCAACUUCUCGAGAGGAUGCCGGAGAAAGGAAGCGAUAAAAUGUGGAAAGGAGAGCUAUUUCACAACCAUGCCUAAUAUGAAGGUCCCUGACAAGUUCUUGCACAUUAGGAAUAGAAGCUUCGACCAGUGUGCAUCCGAGUGCACAAGGAAUUGCUCGUGUGUAGCAUAUGCCUACGCCAACCUAAGCAAUGCUGGCACUACGGGCGACACAUCGAGGUGUUUGGUUUGGACAGGGGAUCUCAUCGACAUGGAGAAGGCCAGCUUUGCAGAGAAUUUGUACAUCCGGCUAGGUGAAUCCCCUGAUCAAAAGAAGAGCAAUUUGCUGAAGAUUUUACUCCCAGUUAUAGCAUGUCUUAUGCUAUUCGCAUUGGUAGCCCUUGUCUGGAUAUGUAAAAGCAGAGGCAAACUGCAAAAGAAGAAAGUUCAAAAGAGAACGAUGCUAGAAUACAUGAGCUCUACAGAUGAAGCUGGGGACAAGAAUAUAGAGUUCCCAUUUAUUAGCUUUGAAAAUAUUGUCACAGCAACGGACAAUUUCUCUGCCCACAAUAUGCUUGGGCAAGGAGGUUUUGGCAAAGUAUACAAGGGAAUGUUGGAAGGCACUAAGGAAGUAGCCGUCAAGAGACUUAGCAAAGGUUCUGGGCAAGGCACCGAGGAGUUUAGAAAUGAAGUAGUCUUGAUUUCGAAGUUGCAGCACAAGAACCUAGUUAAGCUGCUCGGUUGCUGUAUUCUUGAAGAUGAGAAGCUGUUAGUUUAUGAGUACUUACCCAACAAAAGCUUGGAUUACUUCCUCUUCGACUCUGCAAGAAAAGCAAUGCUUCAGUGGCCAACAAGGUUCAAGAUAAUCCAGGAGGUAGCAAGAGGAAUUAUGUACCUCCAUCAGGACUCAAGAUUAACUAUAAUCCAUAGAGAUCUCAAAGCAAGCAACAUUUUAUUGGAUAAAGAGAUGAGCCCUAAGAUAUCAGAUUUCGGUAUGGCCAGAAUAUUCUGUGGUAAUCAGCACCAUGCAAAUACUAACAGGAUUGUAGGGACAUAUGGUUACAUGUCCCCUGAAUAUGCAAUGGAAGGUAUAUUUUCAGUCAAGUCUGACACCUACAGCUUUGGUGUUCUACUAUUGGAGAUUGUGAGUGGAUUAAAGAUCAGCUCACCACAUCUUGUCAUGGAUUUUCCUAAUCUGAUAGUCUAUGAAAAAAUCUCUAUUCAGGCAUGGAACUUAUGGAAAGAUGGGAAAACAGAAGAUUUGGUGGACCCAUCUGUUAAGGAGAACUGUUCCUUCGAUGAAGUUUCACGAUGCAUCCACAUAGGACUUUUGUGCGCUCAAGACAAUCCGAACUGUAGGCCACUCAUGUCAACAGUUGUGCUCAUGCUAGAAAGUAAAACCACACCACUCCCAACACCACUGCACCCUGUGUAUUUUGCAAGCAGGGACGCCGAACCUGGAAGAAGCAGCUACAAUAGGGUGCUGUCCUUGAAUGACAUGAGUGUCACGGUUCUUGAAGGCCGUUAGAUGUUCAAUUACUACUUCUUCUUUUUUGAAACGAGAAAAAAAAUUGAAACGAGUUCAAUUACUACUUCUUCGCAACGCAGGUUUUGUAAACUUGCAACAGUGUAAGAGUCUCAGCUUAACUGUACAUUGAUAGGGUGUGUGGAACAUUGACUGCAAAGGCUUUGAUAUUUAUAUUGAUUACACGCCAUUUCAGGUAUAAGAGUAUAAUGAAGCCUGCUUUUAUCUUCAGUUGCUCACAGGUUUCGAUUUUAUAUUCAUAAGAGAAGACUAUCCAAUCUCUUUGUUGCAGUACCUUGUUAUGUUCUAGAUUCUCGAAUGUAUUAUUUCCCAUAAGACAUGAGAUAGCUCCCAGUGAGCAUUUUACUGGUUGACUUGCAUAUUUUGUAAUAGUUCGGACUAUGUCUGUCUUGUUUGGUUAUUUCUAUAUAGACUUGAAGAACGCAA
Messenger RNA from Setaria italica (foxtail millet), 3124 nucleotides. RefSeq names its product G-type lectin S-receptor-like serine/threonine-protein kinase B120. Gene Ontology annotation, molecular function: protein serine/threonine kinase activity; ATP binding. The record is from RefSeq and is a predicted model, not a curated record. NCBI's taxonomy places the organism in Eukaryota, Viridiplantae, Streptophyta, Magnoliopsida, Poales, Poaceae. The transcript is spliced from 7 exons. Gene Ontology annotation, biological process: recognition of pollen; protein phosphorylation. The coding region runs from base 218 to 2680 and encodes 820 amino acids.